GUGUGAAGGCCACCGGGGAACCCCAGGACUCAGCCGGCGCUGAGGAGACCGAUUCUGGGCUGGAGCGCAUUGACUGGGGCUGUCGAUAGAGCGGGGAAGCGAGGGCCGCGGCUCAGGGGGCGGCGCGGUGGCCGCCGGGAACCCGGAAGGCCGCUGGAUGGCCGCGGGUCUGCGCUGUGGAGCAGUCCGGAUCUGCGCGCGAAGUAAGCCAGCCCCGGCCGCCCCGAGGAUGGCCACUUACUUGGAAGCCAGGCCUGCAGUGACAGUCGCCGCCGUCGUGGCGCUGCUCUCGGCCGCGUUGGUGCUCUUCGGGCCGCCGCUGAACUCGGUGAUGCAGGGGGCGUUCUCACUGCACAGUGCGCACCCUACAGAGGCAAUGGAAGAUGCCCUCCCACUGGUGAGGGCCAUCGUGCCCACCCUGACUGGUGAGAAGCACAAGGGGCAGGCCGGCCGCAUUGGCAUCGUGGGAGGCUGUCGAGAGUACACAGGGGCCCCGUAUUUUGCAGCAAUCUCGGCUCUCAAAGUGGGGGCAGAUUUGUCACACGUGUUCUGCGCCAUUGAGGCGGCACCGGUGAUCAAGUCCUACAGCCCGGAGCUCAUCGUUCACCCGGUCCUUGACAGCCCCCACUGGGAGCAGGAGGUAAAGGCCUGGCUGCCCCGACUGCAUGCCCUGGUGGUGGGGCCUGGCCUGGGCCGAGACCACUACAUGCUGGAGAAUGUGGAGGGCAUUCUGGAAGCUGCAAAGACCAGGGACAUCCCUGUGGUCAUCGACGCGGACGGACUCUGGCUGGUGACGGAGCGGCCAGCGCUCGUCCUCGGGUACCAGAAGGCCAUCCUCACGCCCAACCACAUGGAGUUCAGCCGACUGCACCAGGCUGUGCUCAGUGGCCCUGUGGACAUUGCUGACACACAUGGAUCUGUCCUGAGGCUCAGCCGGGCCCUAGGGAACGUGACCAUGGUCCUGAAAGGGGAACACGACCUCAUCUCUGACGGCCAGCAGGUGCUCGAGUGCAGCCUUGAAGGCAGCGGCCGCAGGUGCGGGGGACAAGGGGACCUGCUGGCGGGCGCCCUGGGUGUCAUGGCACACUGGGCCUUCCUCGCUGGAGCUGAGAAGACAAAUGGCUCCCGUCCGCUGCUGCUGGCUGCCCUGGGUGCAUGCUCGCUCACGCGUCAGUGCAACCGUCAGGCUUUCCAGAAGCACGGCCGCUCCAUGACCACCAGUGACAUGAUUGCCGAGGUCGGGGCUGCCUUCCGGGAGCUCUUCGAGGCCUGAGCUGGCAGUCCGGCCAUUGGUUUGUGACUGAGGUCCCCAGAGGAGAGGUGGAACAUGCACCCUAGGAGGCUCCUGGGGGAUGAGGUGGGGGCACAGACCACAGGGGGAGGCCCCAUCCUGUCCACGUGCCACGGCAGCCUGUCACGGCUCACGGCAGCCAGCACCGCCUCACAGGAGGCCAUCAGCACAGCAGUGUCAGUCCCUGGGCUGCUGUACAGGGGGACAGUGCUGGUGGAGGUCCCUUACCCUUUGGCCGCUGCCCCAGGACCUGGGAGCCAGGCACUGCACCAGUUCUCCCACAGCUGUGAAGCUCACCAUGAAGCUGCCACUGGGCCUAGGAGCUGUGGCCCGUCCUGCCUAAACUGCCGUGGGCCAGCCUGCACAUAGUUGCUCACCACAUGUGUGACAUGGCCUCCAAGCUGCCCUGUGCCCCAUGUGAGAGGCUCCCAGCCGUCUGGCCACUGUCCCUCUUUAGUGACCAGUAUUGCCAUGCGCUCAUUUAAAGGGCAGCCUGGAGAGCCCCUUCCUCCCCGGGAAAUGAAGUCGGUGGUCACAA
Cavia porcellus (domestic guinea pig) is the source of this 1829-nucleotide messenger RNA. It is a transcript of the gene Naxd, whose product is annotated as NAD(P)HX dehydratase. The transcript is spliced from 10 exons. NCBI's taxonomy places the organism in Eukaryota, Metazoa, Chordata, Mammalia, Rodentia, Caviidae. Gene Ontology annotation, biological process: metabolite repair. The record is from RefSeq and is a predicted model, not a curated record. Bases 158 to 1273 code for a protein of 371 amino acids. Gene Ontology annotation, molecular function: ATP-dependent NAD(P)H-hydrate dehydratase activity.